This is a messenger RNA of Musa acuminata subsp. malaccensis (wild Malaysian banana), 1122 nucleotides long. RefSeq names its product LOB domain-containing protein 25. Lineage: Eukaryota; Viridiplantae; Streptophyta; Magnoliopsida; Zingiberales; Musaceae. The record is from RefSeq and is a predicted model, not a curated record.
CAUAUUCUUUCUUCUCGCACUAAUGCUUCUUUUCUCCCCUCCACCUUGUCUUCCCUUUGCUGCAGCGUGUACAGCGUUCCUCUCCAGACAAGGCAGCAGCAGCAGUUGCUUGGAUUCUGGAAGAACUGAUCGGAGCAGCCGGUUCUGAAAGAGAGAGCUAGCUCGGCCAGGGGGAAAGUUUCUGACCUCUCUGAUCAAAUCCCUCCGCCAGAUCUCAGAGAGGCCCUGAAGGAGCAGCUAUUUGUCAUCAACUCCGAUCAGACCAUGAGAAGAGUUUUCUUUCUCAAAAUAGAAAUCAAAAGAAUAGCUUGUUCUUCGUUUUGAUCGUUUUUGGUGCAGUGGGUCAUGGCAUCAUCUAGUUCUUCCUCCAACUCCCCUUGCGCUGCCUGCAAGUUCUUGAGGAGGAAGUGCAUACCGGGCUGCAUCUUCGCACCCUACUUCCCCCCGGAGGAGCCCCACAAGUUUGCCAAUGUCCACAAGAUCUUUGGGGCCAGCAACGUCGCCAAGCUCCUCAAUGAGCUGCUCCCUCACCAGCGGGAGGACGCCGUGAACUCUCUGGCCUACGAGGCGGAAGCCCGCGUGAAGGACCCGGUGUACGGUUGUGUCGGUGCCAUCUCCGUCCUGCAACGGCAGGUCCAAAGGCUUCAGAAGGAGCUUGACGCUGCCAAUGCUGACCUCCUCCGUUAUGCCUGCAACGACAUCCCUUUGGGGUUGCCCGUUCCACCGACCAUGGCGUCGCCCAUGGGUGCUUACCGGAGAACCGAGUUCAGCAGGAGAAUCGGCAACCGGGGAGGUCCGUUGUUUCAGGCUCCUGCUUUGGCUGUGCCCAGCCCUCCUCCAUGGUCAACUGACAUAUUUUCAGGUGAUCAUAGCAACAAUCCUGUGGAGGAUACCGAUCAAACAGGAGACGAGAGCAGCAUUUGAACUUUAAAAUGAUCAGAAAACAUCCUACAUUAUUCUAUACGUUACCUGUUGGCUGCAUAUAUAAAUAAUAUAUAUGAGACUUGGAUCCUAAUUAUUGUGUUUUAGGCAUUUUAGCUAUAUCAGGCAAUCGUAUGAUAUGUAUAUGUGCUUGUACCUUCUUAGAGAACGCGCAUGAUCAAAUGCUACCUUAUACAUUAA